AUGAACGCUUCAGCCAACGGUAACAAUGAAGUCAACGAUGGCUUCCUUCCAAGCGCGCAGACGACGCAGAACGAACAAACGGUGUACGCUCAGCCAAAUGCUACCAAUGGGCAUGACACAAACGGCCGGAUUCCCCAGUCACAGUCCUUUACUGGGUUCACGAUGCUAGGCAGUUCAGAACAAUCACCCCAGCGCCAAGGUAUGGAUCACGGUCUGGUCCAGAGCCCUGAGGGCUCGUUGAUCAGCACCAUGACGGAACCAAAGAAUUAUGCUCCUCGUACCAACGGCCAUCUAAUCACACAGGAGCCUCCACCUAAAUUCAACCUGGGUGUUGUGCCCUAUAACAAAGACAGCGUCGACAACGAACUUGGCUCUUCCGAUAAUAAUACAAACAGCCAGGAUCCCUUUGCAGCGACCGCAGCUGCGCUCGCCAACCCGCUACACAUGGCUCUGACCCCUGCUGUGAAGCGUUCGGAUAAGUUGAACGAGCUCCUCAACUGUCCUGGCGGCAGGCCAUCUUUUGACGUCGCUAUGCAUCCUGACAACUUUCCGUUCACCGAGAGCUGCCGCACCGGCAAGGCCAUCAACCAUGGCGUUGUCAAGAUUCGCAACAUUCCCUUCUCAACCAAGCGCGCCGAAGUCAUCGCCUUCCUCGGCCGCAACUCCAAAAUCCUCAACGAUGCUGAUGAGCCCGUGCACAUCAUCAUGGAGCGCGUCACAAGCAAGACAAUGGACGCCUAUGUCGAGUUCUGCACCCUUGAGGAUGCCAUGCGUGCUGUCGAGCGUCACAUCAGCAACAUCACCAACUCGCGUCCAUCACGUCUCGGGGACCGUGCGGUCGACGUAGAGCUGUCGAGCCAAGGCAGCCUCAUGAGAGAUCUCUUCCCCUUGGCGACGGGUGUCAUUUGGGACGGUGCCACUCCCGAGUUCAAGCCCUACAAUGCGCAUGAGCCAUGGGAGAACUUCAAGGGCUUCAUCACCGAGGAGGAGAUGAUUAUGCUCGUGAAGCACGUCGAGGUUCCUCAUCGUUCACCAUUCUCCAAGGAGUGCCCGCAGCGUCCUUAUGAGUGCUUGAUUAGCACACUCAAGAAGUUUCCGUGGUCGUUCAUGGAUCGUGUCACAAUCUCGCAGCGUCGCGCCCUCUUUCGCGCCACUUGCGAGUUGCUGCGCUUGCUGACUCGAUCACUGCAGAAGGGUGACGACGUUGUCAACUUGACCGUGCAGCUGUACCGUCGCCUGACCAAGGCAGCCAUGUCCUGCCCUGGCUUCACACCUUUGAUGAAGGACGACAUCGCGUGGCUGGCCAAUGUCACAGAGUCUGAUCUGCCCAAGUACAACCUCCCUCCAUUGCCAGGCACUUGGCGCCAUCAGUACGCCCUCGCGGCCAAGGUUAAUGCGCAGCCAGAUGUUAUCAAUUGGUACAUCUCCAUCAUCCGCGACCAGUCCCACAAGGACAUGAUGACCUUGUCCAUUCAAGAGCGCAACAACUUGCAAGAGAAGGCUGCCGAUACAGACAUGACCUGGGGUUACUUCUGGAACGAGCUUGGCUAUGAACGUUUCAUGGGACCUGGUUUCGACCAAAUGACCCUUGGCCAAGCUGCGUACGCCGAGCUGUCGGCUAUCGAGCGCAUUCUGUACCGCGCUCUGCCAGCAGCCAAGACCUACUAA
Molecule: messenger RNA, 1668 nt
Organism: Emericellopsis atlantica
Lineage: Eukaryota; Fungi; Ascomycota; Sordariomycetes; Hypocreales; Bionectriaceae
Exons: 4
Coding region: 1-1668 (555 amino acids)
Molecular function (GO): nucleic acid binding
Source: RefSeq, a predicted model, not a curated record